AUGUCAGGCAGCCAAUCAGAGUCAGAAUCCUCCAGAUACUCAAACUCUCCGGUCACAGAACGCAGCCUACACAAAAUGCUACAGAAACUGCAAGCCACGAUCACGGUAGACUUCCACUGCAUCGAUGGCGACAUAAGGAAGGAGAUUUCCAAUCUGGGCGAAAGAACAAGUCACUUAGAAAAUAGAACGGAAGAAUUAUGCGCUGUACAUAAUGAGUGCAGAAUUUGGCUGAGGAAAAUUGAUUCCUUGAAGCUCAAAUUGGCAGACAUGGAGGACAGGUCGAGGAGACAGAAUGUCCGCUUCCGUGGUAUCCCUGACAAUGUGUCCCAUGACACACUUCCAGCCUACACUCUCUCCAUACACAAAGGCCUUGGAGAUUGUUGA
Pelobates cultripes (western spadefoot toad) is the source of this 384-nucleotide messenger RNA. Lineage: Eukaryota; Metazoa; Chordata; Amphibia; Anura; Pelobatidae. The record is from the annotation of a GenBank genome assembly.